This is a messenger RNA of Gorilla gorilla gorilla (western lowland gorilla), 1158 nucleotides long. Its product is annotated as breakpoint cluster region protein-like. The record is from RefSeq and is a predicted model, not a curated record. Gene Ontology annotation, cellular component: membrane. Lineage: Eukaryota; Metazoa; Chordata; Mammalia; Primates; Hominidae. The transcript is spliced from 6 exons. The coding region runs from base 1 to 720 and encodes 239 amino acids. Gene Ontology annotation, biological process: positive regulation of GTPase activity; signal transduction. Gene Ontology annotation, molecular function: GTPase activator activity.
AUGCAGAAGGCUCUGUGUGCAGCCCCAGACCUGGGUACCUUCGUCACCGUCCUCACCCCACUUCCGGGUGUGCAGAUAGGGAGCAGGAGAGAGAGGUCCAAGGUGCCCUACAUCGUGCGCCAGUGCGUGGAGGAGAUCGAGCGCCGAGGCAUGGAGGAGGUGGGCAUCUACCGCGUGUCCGGUGUGGCCACGGACAUCCAGGCACUGAAGGCAGCCUUCGACGUCAAUAACAAGGACGUGUCGGUGAUGAUGAGCGAGACGGACAUGAACGCCAUCGCAGGCACGCUGAAGCUGUACUUCCGUGAGCUGCCCGAGCCCCUCUUCACUGACGAGUUCUACCCCAACUUCGCAGAGGGCAUCGCUCUCUCAGACCCAGUUGCAAAGAAGAGCUGCAUGCUCAACCUGCUGUCGUCCCUGCCGGAGGCCAACCUGCUCACCUUCCUUUUCCUUCUAGACCACCUGGAAAGGGUGGCAGAGAAGGAGGUGGUCAAUAAGAUGUCCCUGCACAACCUCGCCACUGUCUUUGGCCCCACGCUGCUCCGGCCCUCCGAGAAGGAGAGCAAGCUCCCUGCCAACCCCAGCCAGCCCAUCACCAUGACUGACAGCAGGUCCUUGGAGGUCAUGUCCCAGGUCGAGGUGCUGCCGUACUUCUUGCGGCUGGAGGCCAUCCCUGCCCUGGACAGCAAGAGACAGAGCAUCCUGUUCUCCACCGAUGUCUAAAGGUCCCAGUCCAUCUCCUGGAGGCGGACAGAUGGCCUGGAAACCUCUGGCUAAUCGGGCCAUCUGUAGAGUGGGAAUCAAGAUUUUCUGAGGCAUCCUUGGGCUACCCCCAGGUGUCAGGCCAUCUGCCAAGAGACAGCGGCCCAAAGCAGAAGGACAGGUGGCCUGGGCAGAUCCCGCCCAGGUCUGAAAGCCCCAGGCUGGCCUCAGACUGUGGGUUUUUUAUGUGGCCACCCGAGGGCGCCCCAAGCCAGUUCAUCUCAGAGUCCAGGCCUGGCCCUGGGAGACAGGGUGAAAGCAGUGGUUUUUAUGAACUUAACUUAUAGAGUCUAAAAGAUUUCUACUGAAUCACUUGUCAAGAAGCGCCCUCUCUGGGGAGAAGGGAACGUGACCGGAUUCCCUCACUGUUGUAUCUUGAAUAAACGCUGCUGCUUCAUC